Mucor velutinosus is the source of this 2199-nucleotide messenger RNA. RefSeq lists its product as uncharacterized. NCBI's taxonomy places the organism in Eukaryota, Fungi, Mucoromycota, Mucoromycetes, Mucorales, Mucoraceae. The transcript is spliced from 5 exons. Gene Ontology annotation, molecular function: protein binding. The coding region runs from base 1 to 2199 and encodes 732 amino acids. The record is from RefSeq and is a predicted model, not a curated record.
AUGUACAAGAGCUCCAGUUCCAAUACAGCAACCACUGGUUCAUCACUGCCCAUUACGCCACCCACGAUCCAUUCCAUCACUAGUAAACCUCAUGACCAAAGAGACAAGAGCUCUGGCUACGAUUCCGAUUCUUCAGACGAAGGAGGACGUCGACCCACUCUGCCUCAACAAGGAUUGACACUAAGAAUCACCAACCCUGACACGGAAUCGGACACUUGCAAAUCAGCCCCUACUACAACUGAUGUGGCUAUGGCUAUUGUUGCAAGCGUCACUGAUGUCUGUCAUCAUCAUCAUCAUCAUCAUCAUCAGCAGCAGCAGCAGCAGCAGCAGCAACACAUAUCAAUUAGCAAUGUACCUGAUUUGCCACCUCACAUAAACUUAAAUGGGCCAUACACCACUCUACCACAUCGUGAGUCUAAGACAGUUGCAGUAAGCAUGCACGAACCACAAGCAGACUAUCAGAAAGAGCCAACAAGUGUCACUGAUCAGCAGAUGAAGGUGUUACCAUUUCAGCAGCAGCAGCAGCAGCAGCAGCAGCAGGCUCCUUGUUCGCCAUCUAUUAAUGACAUCGCCUUGCCCACCUCACCCAAAACAUCCACUCAAUUAGCAACCGAAUACGCUGCCAGUAACGCUUCAAAAUAUGCCAAGGUAUCCUACCACCUCACAAACGAUCCAAAUGCCAUCAAAAUAUACAGGGACAUGGCAGAAAAGACAAACGAUACCACGGUUCAGCUCAUGUUUGCAAAGUAUCUACUCGAAACUGCCAAUGCAUUCUUCCCAAACGCAUCAACCAGUGCUGCUCCUGUGGUUGUGGGUAGCAUGUGGGGCCUUGGUACAACCACCAAGAAGGUGCAGAGACCAGACCCUUUCCUCGUAGUGCCCAGCAUAACAGAGGAAGAAGCUAUGAAUGGGUCGUCCUACAACAGCGUCCAGUCAAGCAACAAGAACCGAGCUUCGUCGUUUGAUGCAGUGACAUCGUUUCGUCCAUCAAUAUAUGGAGACAGACCUUCUACCAUUGCUACGACAUUGUUCGUCAAGCAACAGCCACAGCAACGUGAUCGACAUGGCAAUACCAAAUCAUCGAAAGAAAAGGCUGCUGUAGAUCAAACACGUAUUCAGAAACGAAAAGCGUUGGAGGACGAAGGUGUUAAAUGGAUCAAACGGCUCGCUAAACUCAAUGUCGCUGAGGCAUGUUAUAUGCAAGCACGCUGGAUGGACAAGGAAAUGUACGGCUUCAAACAGAAUAAAACGAAAUCAAUACAGUUGCAUCAAGUGGCUGCUAAAGCUGAUAUACCUGAAUCCGUGUUUGCGCUUGCUGAAUACCUGCAAGAAGAAGGUAAAGUGGAGCCUAGCCGUGUUUUGAGAUACUAUAAAGCGUCAGCAGAGCAAGGUUAUGUGAAUGCCAUCUAUAAAAUGGCAUUGAUUACGCUGAAGGGAGAACUUGGAACCAGACAAAGUUUAGUGCAAGGCUUAAAGCUCAUAUAUGAUGCAUGCAAGCUUUGCUCUGAAGAAUUCAAUGAACCAUUGUAUACAUUUGGACUUAUGCUGACAAACGACGAACAGAGUCAAGUCGAUGUGCCAAGUGAACUAAGUGAGGCAUACGGUGGAAAAGCUGCUGGCAUUUUAUACUACGAACGAGCUGCAAGCCUCAACAAUGCCAAAGCACAAGCCAAGUUGGGCUCCAUUUACGAGCAUGGAUUGUAUGGAGAGUCCAUGAAUUUUGCAAGAGCCUACUUUCAUUACGAAGUAGCCGCUCUAAAUGGCAAUCCCAAAGCCAUGCUGGGUCUGUGUCGUCUUCAUAACCGAGGCAAUCAUGGCCCAGGGGAUAACAAUGAAGCGUUUCGACUGGACAAUGAUGUAUCUGGUUGGCUAGCUGCUACACCUAUCAAUGAAGAUUUAUCGUUUCAGUGGUGUGAGAGAGCAGCCAAAGCAGAACUUGUGGAUGCAUUGGCCUUGUUAGGAUGGUUCUAUGAGCGAGGAUUUGGUACUCCAAGAGAUUUCAGUCGAGCAGAGAAAUACUAUAGAUUGGCGGCAGAGCAAGGAGAUGCAGGGGCAAGAUCCCGACUAGUGCAAACGAAUCAUUCCAUCACCAAACAACAGCAUGAAGUGAUAAAUAAAUGCAUUACACCAAUGCCUCAGCCGAAAAGCAGAAAGACUCCAGAUUUUAGCAACAAGAAAGGUAACUGCUACUGCAUGUAA